AUAAUGAAGGACAAAGUGCAACGUUACAUGCAGUUUUUAAUAAAGGUAAUAUCUAACGCAUAUACGCAAUAGUCAUCGUUGAAAUUUAUUAAAUGCAAAGUACUCUUUGAAAUUAUCGCAAAUCUAGGCGUCUUUGUAAUUAAAACAGUAAUUUAGAAUAUUCAUAAACAUUUCCAAGUAACUGCGCCUUAAAAGAAUAACUAAUCAUUCAUUUAAAAAUAAACACUACUUGUUAUUGUAAGUCGUGCCUUGUCUGUAUAAACAACUUAAUCUUCAGUAUUAUCGAAAGUUGUUCAGAAUUUAUAGAUACGUUUUCCUUGUGGCUUGAACUAAUUGAGUGUUUAACUGAAUGUUGAGUGUCGGAUCAAUAAUGGAGAGUUACUUUGCUCCAUCACUGUUUCUGAAUCAUGGCGGAGGACCUUUGCCAGUUCUGGGUGAAAAGAAUAAUAUUCAGAUCGCUAAUGCACUGAGAAACGUACCAAAUUUACUCGAUUUAAGUAAAUUGAAAGCGAUUAUAUUGGUCACGGCUCAUAGACAAGAGGAUGUUGUCACAAUAUCGUCCGGUCAACGACAUAGUUUGUUGUACGAUUAUUAUAAUUUCCCGCCAGAAAGUUACGAAUUGAAAUACGAUGCGCCUGGUGACCCUCUAUUGGCGGGAAGACUGCAUUCGGCGUUCAAAAAUGCGAAUAUACCAUCACAGUUGGAUGAGAAAAGAGGUUGGGAUCAUGGAGUUUUUAUUCCAAUGUUGCUUAUAAACCCUAGUGCAAACAUUCCAAUAGUGCAAGUAUCGAUAUUGAAAAAUCAAAACGCAAUAGAUCACUACAAUAUUGGAAAAGUUUUGUACGAAUUCAGAAAAGAAGGCAUAGCUGUUUUCGGUUCGGGAUUAUCUUAUCACAAUAUGAGGGAAUUUAAGAAAACUCUUUUAUCCAGUAGUGAAAUCGAUGGAAUAGUAGUUAAUGAAAAAUUCGACCGCUUUCUUAACGAUGUCUGUACGGGCAAGUUAGAUGUGGAAACCAUUUUAACAUGGGAUACAGUUCCGCAGGCCCGAGACGCUCACCCUCUGGGGGAUGCAGACCAUUUAAUGCCUUUAAUUGUUAAUAUAGGGGCUGCAGGACCAAAGCCCGGAAGAAAUAUAUUUUCAAGUAUAUUCCUACAAAAAUUUAAGUUAAGUGGGUUUAUUUGGGAUUAAGUGAAUAAAUGAAUUAUGAAUGUCAAAACAAUAAUUUAUUUAAUAAAUUAAUUGUAAAAUAUAAACAAUACAAAACAAUUUCAAUCACGUUAUUCAACACAGGACCAAACAUCUGUAAGCAGAAAAAAAUAAAAUCAGAUUCAUACAAUA
Messenger RNA from Zerene cesonia (dogface butterfly), 1339 nucleotides. RefSeq names its product extradiol ring-cleavage dioxygenase-like. Gene Ontology annotation, molecular function: ferrous iron binding; zinc ion binding; oxidoreductase activity, acting on single donors with incorporation of molecular oxygen. The transcript has a single exon. The coding region runs from base 350 to 1189 and encodes 279 amino acids. The record is from RefSeq and is a predicted model, not a curated record. Lineage: Eukaryota; Metazoa; Arthropoda; Insecta; Lepidoptera; Pieridae.